Hemibagrus wyckioides is the source of this 2985-nucleotide messenger RNA. RefSeq names its product proteoglycan 4b (gene prg4b). Gene Ontology annotation, biological process: immune response. The record is from RefSeq and is a predicted model, not a curated record. The transcript has 13 exons. NCBI's taxonomy places the organism in Eukaryota, Metazoa, Chordata, Actinopteri, Siluriformes, Bagridae. The coding region runs from base 172 to 2256 and encodes 694 amino acids. Gene Ontology annotation, molecular function: scavenger receptor activity; polysaccharide binding.
AAGAGACCGGAAGUGACCGCCCAACACCUCCGCUUCCAGCAUCUAUAAAAUCAGAGCCACUUCACACACACUCUCACACACACACACACACACACACACAUACAUACCCACGGACAUUCUCACAGACGCUGAGAGCUCACACAUCAGCUCGUACUCCAGGUUCCUGUCGAGAUGAGGAGCUCCGUGUGUCUCCUCCUGCUCUCAGCGUAUGUCCUGUUCACAUGCUCCUCAGCACAGAAAAGCUGCAGUGGCCGAUGUGGAGAAGCGUAUAUCCGAGGCAAUGCGUGUCAGUGUGAUUACGAGUGUCUCUCACACAACGAGUGCUGCAGAAACUAUGAAUCUGUUUGCACUGAAAGAGGCUCCUGUAAAGGCCGAUGUGGUGAGCGUUUUAAGCGAGGGAGACAGUGUCACUGUGAUAUCGAGUGUGUUAAAUACAGACAGUGCUGUCCAGACUAUGAGACCCAGUGCACCACUGAGGAUUCCUCAGUGGAAGAAGAAUACAGUGAGUUUGAGGUCACCACUCCUCUGUAUGACAUGGCAACUGAAGCUGAAAGCGGUAACAAGCCUUCUCCCUAUGACACUCCUGAGCUUUUGGACCCAUUUCAAAAUCAAGUGGCACCACUUCCUUACCCGUAUGAUUUCGGAACAGUGCCAAGUAUAAUCGGUUCUCCUUUGCCUGACAAUGACCCUGAAAAAUCUCAGGAUAGCUCUGAACCUGAGCAGCUUUCUCCUGACAACUCAGCUCCUAAUAUUCCUCCAACAUCAACUAUGCUGGCUGUCACCCAGCAACCAUCAGAACAGUACACAACUACCACAAGCCCCUCAGACAUCACACCUGCAUCCAAACACACUGACCCGAAUGCAGAACCAAAAAUCACGGAAGCACAUGAUAAUCCUGAAAUACCUCCUUCUAAUUCAACUGUCAAUCCUCAGUCUGACUCUGAACUGGAUCGACUUCCUGAACUAGAUCGACUUCCUGAUCUGGAUCAACUUUCUGAACUGGAUCAACUUCCUGAAGAGGAUCAACUUUCUGAACAGGAUCGACUUCCUAACAAUGCAUCAGUUCCCACUGUUCCUCCUAAUCUGGCUUCAACUAAACCAAAUUCCACACCAAUGUCUAACCAAAGUGCUACACAAAACUCUGAGAGUACCUCAGAGCCCAAACCCACACCUUCAGACCUUAAGCCUUCUACUCCUGUUCAAUCAGAUGAUAAACUUGAUCCAGAGGUAAGUCUGGAGAAUCAGACAGAUGCUCAGUUGGAACCCAGUAAAAACACAACCCCAGGAACCCUGGAAAUCGAGAAAAUGGUCUCGACAGACAAACCUAACAUUGAGAAAAUGACAGAAUCACAAAAUGAAAACUUGGAUAUAAACAACAUUCUUUCUACAAAGCAUUCUCCAACUUACCCUGCCUUAAUAGAAACAACCCCUGCUUCCAACAUAGCUAUCCCUUCUCCAACUAAAGUGCAAGAAAAACCCACUAAACCUAUAGACACUAACAACAAUCUUCAGGACCUUCAGGAUUAUCAAGCAGAUGCCAACAGUGACUCUAAUCUCUGCAGUGGUCGUCCAGUUAAUGGCUUGACUACGCUUAGGAAUGGCACUAUUGUGGUUUUCCGAGGCCACUACUUUUGGAUGCUGGACUCUAGACGAAAAGCUGGACCUGCUCAUUUGAUCACAGACUUUUGGGGAGUCCCUUCACCCAUUGACACAGUCUUCACACGCUGUAACUGCCACAGCAAGACCUACAUCUUCAGGGGGGAUAAAUACUGGAGGUUUGAAAAUGACGUCAUGGAUGCCGGCUUUCCCAAACCCAUCAGUGAGGGCUUCGGGGUUAAGGAUCACAUCGUGGCAGCUUUAUCCAUGCCUCAGUACAGGAGCAGGACGGAGUCUGUGUUGUUCUUUAAAAAAGGUGGACUGGCUCAGAGAUACAGCUACUACAACACACCUAACUGUGGCAGCAAGGCAGCUGCAGUCAUAGUAAAGAGGAGAUUCAGAAAGGCAGCAGACCCUGCUCUUGGUCCACAGAUCGACAUUAGGAAGAUGUGGGUAGGCUUCCCACCCAUGGUGACAUCAGCCGUGUCAGUCCACACUACAGGAGGAGAUGGAUACAAAUACUACAUGUUCUCCCCGACCAAGUACUACAGUUUAAAGAUGGAAGGCGACACUCCGGUCAUUCUCACUCCUAAAGCUGGCCCAGAAAAGCAAAAAUCAGCCAAAAGUUGGUUCAGAUGCCAAGAGACAAGCAAGAUGUAGAACAUACUGUGCCAUUUAAAAUGAGGACUGUGUGCACCAACCUUUUUAUUAUAGAAUUGAAUUAUUGCUGUAAAACACUGAGGGUGUGUUCACAGUGAGACUCUUUCAAAGUUUAAUGCUUUAUUUACCCGACCAAUCAAGUCACAGUUUAUAGGGCAUAUGAGAAAAAAACAGACUGAAUAAUGAUAUUUAUGACAUCCUAAUAAACUAAUAUUUAUUACAGAUAGUAAUAAAUUUAAGCAAGAAGCAAGUCAGACUAGUUAGAUACUGACUAGGACUGGCAAGAUUGUGGUAUGAUGUGUGAAAAGUGCCUCUUUUUUUGAUUAUAUCUGCAGCAUGUUUCCUAUUCAUUGAGUUUUCUGCCUUGUGUAAAGGCAGCUUAAAAAAAUAAAUAAAAAUCAUUUUGUACCAAAAUUUCUUUAUUAUAUCCACAUAAAAUAUAGCAACGCUUUAGGGUCAGCAUAAAUGCUUAAAUGAAACACAAAUGGUUGAAAAAUCUGAACUUGAGAAUGAUCACAGCUCUAGUAGAACAGCGUGUCGACAGUGAUGGAGUAACAACUGGAACAUCUCAGGAUUCAUCUGGCAAAGCGCCUUCGCACUCCCAUAACUCCUGAUCCAUCUGACGUAAGAAACAGGAUGAAGCACUGUGACUCUGCUGUUCACACGAUGUCCAGUAAAUGCUUUUUAAUACUUUCUCAAUUAUUUCUAAUAAAAUUGCACCAAUGUUCA